AUGGCGAAAACGUUCAAUACCGUCACGCCUGUUGCUUACAACUUCAUUGAACCGAAGUCAGCCUUGAAGACUGCUAACAUAAGGGUCAAUCAUGUCCCCACCAGCUUCAGGCUUCUUCACCAGAAGGCCGCUGCUGUCGUUCCUCCGCUGAUUGAUGGUAUCCGUGUUGUCACGGCUGCAGAGUACAAAGAAGCAGCUGCUUGUUUGGCAGAGGCCUUUGCAGAGGAUGAUGUUGCUCGUUACUUCAUUGAUGUGCCUGAUCGUGAGCACUGGACUGAAGAGGAAAAGUGGGCUUUGCAUGUCGAGAUUUUUGAAUAUGUUGUGUAUGCUCAUAUCCUGAAGGGACUGGUGACUACGGUGGGAGAUUUCGAAGCGGUCGCGCUUUGGAUGCCACCGGAUCAGAACAUGGACGACUACCUGACCAUCUUCCGCAGUGGCAUGUGGCGUCUCAACUACCGGCUUUCGGCAGAAGGCAAUCGCCGCUUCUUCAACGAGUUCCUACCGCUUCUCCACGACACCAAGCAUGCCACUCUCGGCAACGGCGAGAAUGAGGCCUGGUAUCUCGUCUACAUCGGCACUAGGCCGUACGGGCGUGGCAAAGGACAUGCCCGUAAGCUCGUCGAGCAUGUGACGAGGCUGGCGGAUCGUGAGGGUAGAGCGUGCUACCUGGAAUCGAGUAGUGGGGCCAACGUGCCAAUCUAUGAAAAGUUUGGCUUCGAAGAGACUCGCAAAAUUUAUUUGCAGCGAGGAGGGAGGAAUAUUCCGCUGAACAUCAUGGUUCGGGCGCCGGUGUCGCAGGAUAAGAAGAGAAACGGUGUGUAA
Messenger RNA from Cucurbitaria berberidis CBS 394.84, 822 nucleotides. RefSeq lists its product as uncharacterized. NCBI's taxonomy places the organism in Eukaryota, Fungi, Ascomycota, Dothideomycetes, Pleosporales, Cucurbitariaceae. Bases 1 to 822 code for a protein of 273 amino acids. The transcript has 2 exons. Gene Ontology annotation, molecular function: acyltransferase activity, transferring groups other than amino-acyl groups. The record is from RefSeq and is a predicted model, not a curated record.